This is a messenger RNA of Cuscuta europaea, 1362 nucleotides long. Lineage: Eukaryota; Viridiplantae; Streptophyta; Magnoliopsida; Solanales; Convolvulaceae. The record is from the annotation of a GenBank genome assembly.
GAAAUUUCAUCCACGUACAAGCUCUCAAGAAGGAAAAAUAAUGAAGUGCAAAUGCAUUUCAUUGAUUGGAGUGGAGGGACCUACGAAGCAACUAAAAUCAGAAUCAACUUCUUCGCUCCAGUCGGCCAUCACCGAGAACAGCAGCAACAAGAUAGCAACGAAGAAAAGAAAUACAACAGAACAAGAGUGGCACUAUUCACACAAAGAAAUUGAGAACCUGGCAAUCGCAUCUGAUGAAGACUGAAGUAAUAUCAUAGCAAAAUAAUUACUUAUCAACAUCUUCAUUUCAGAAUUUUUAUGCUUUAGCCCCUUUUCCUACUACUAUAUAAAGGGUCAUCGUGGAGCUGCAAGAGACACGAAUUUGGAGAGAAAUCUUCUUCCUCUUUUCUUUAGCUUUGUUCAUAGUAGUAGUCAUAUAAUAAAAGUGAUUCUGUCAAGAACACUUUCUGUAAAUUUCAGUUCGUAAUUUCCAUUUCCAGAAUUUUAGUUCUUUAAUUUCAACAAUCAAGUUCAUUUGGGAAGUAUCAGCCAGAAUCAUUCUCAGCUUAAGGAUUUCACUUUCUCUAUUCCAUCUCAUUAUUUAUGCCAUCAGGGUGAAUUGAAGGAUUUGGAAGAGUCAAAAGCUUUGAACCCUUCUUCUAGAUUUUCUGGAAAUUUAAUUCCUAGCUAUAGCCUGAGAUUGAUUCUUCGAAUUCCAUCCAUCACAUACGAAGUAUAUCCUUUUAUACUUCAUGUUAGAAUAAGAUGGGAUGAAUUACGAAGACACUUGAAAAACAGCACAGCAGGGGCGGCAAGAGUUCUCACUCGUAGAAGUAUGGGUCAAGAGAUGCUAAUUCCAAGAUUAUCAUUGACUCCAUCUGAUGUCAGACUUCCCUUCAAGUUUCAGCGGAGACAAUUUCCUAUCAUGGUUGCUUACGCCAUGACGAUAAAUAAAAGUCAAAGGUCUUCAGGAUCAGUUUUAUUUCUUCCAUCCCUCGAGCUUCUCUCUCGUCGAGCAAAAUAAUGCUUCCAUGUGCAAAAUAGUGGACCUUUUGACGAACAAGGAGAUUGGUCGGGGCCAUGAACGUGGUGGUCUUUAUGUUGUAUCCAGUUCCGGAUCUACACCUACUAUACUAUCUAUUUCGUCCGAGACAUGGCACUACCGUCUCAGCCAUCCUUCUCCUACUGUUUUUAAACACUUAUCCCCUAUUUUGGGUUGUUCCCCUUUUAAUGACUUGUGUCAUUUUUGUCAUAUUUCUAAACAAACGUGUCUCCCCUUCCCCACUCAUUACACUAGUACUACUGCUUGCUUUGAAUUAAUUCACGUUGAUAUUUGGGGGAAAUAUUCUACCCCUACACGUACUAAUCAUUGUUAUUUUCUCA